AUGGGCAAAGGCAUCAAAUGGACAACGAAUGAAGACAACCAGCUCGCCCGUUCGUGGGUGUGCACGUCGGAGGACCCCAUCAAAGGCGCCGACCAGACGACGGACUCCUUUUGGGCCAACAACCGGUCGACGCAGAAGUUCUCUGGCUACUAUGCCCAAGUCAAAGGACGUAAGGAGAGCGGAAAGACCGACGAAGAUGCGAUGCAGGACGCUCAUUCUCUACAUCUCUCGUUAGAGCACGAGGUUUUUCAGCAUGAGGGUGUGUGGCGUACGUUGAGCUCGAGUCCAAAGUGGCGCGUGUUGCCACCGAGCAAGAAAUUGGCGCAGCUUGCUGAAUCGUUUGAUGCGAGCGAUGAAGUUGGCGACGGUGGCCCUACUCGCCCAGUUGGUUGCAAAAUGGCGAAGCGCAAGGCGUUGGAGGAGACAUCGGUGGACCUAAAGCUGCAAGAUCUCGUGCGCGUGCAGGAGGACAAGAAUCGACUCUUCGCAGACUAUAUGUUGCUCCAAAUGUUGUUGAACUCAACCUCUCCUCAAGAUGUCGCCACCUUGUCUCAACUAAAAGCUGAUUAUGUCUCAAACCGCAGUCGCACAGAUCAACCAAGUACUGAGUAA
Molecule: messenger RNA, 612 nt
Organism: Aphanomyces astaci
Lineage: Eukaryota; Oomycota; Saprolegniomycetes; Saprolegniales; Verrucalvaceae
Exons: 2
Coding region: 1-612 (203 amino acids)
Source: RefSeq, a predicted model, not a curated record